Messenger RNA from Vigna radiata var. radiata (mung bean), 1044 nucleotides. RefSeq lists its product as uncharacterized. The transcript has a single exon. NCBI's taxonomy places the organism in Eukaryota, Viridiplantae, Streptophyta, Magnoliopsida, Fabales, Fabaceae. The record is from RefSeq and is a predicted model, not a curated record. Bases 1 to 1044 code for a protein of 347 amino acids.
AUGGAGCAUUCGGACCAGACCUUCAACCCAGCGAGUCUGUUCUAUCUACACCCGGGAGAAAACCCAGGUUUGACACUGAUUACUCAAGUUCUUAACGAAAACAACUAUUCCUCAUGGAGCAGAGCCAUGAGAAGGGCUUUAGUUUCAAAAAACAAAGUUAAAUUCAUUGACGGGUCAAUUAAAAGACCUCAGAAAAAUGACGAUACGUACGAAGCGUGGGAAAGAUGUAACGUGAUGAUCCUGUCAUGGAUGACAAAGACCCUAUCUCCUCAUAUUGCUGAAAGCGUCAUCUACGUCGAAGAAGCGAAAGAAUUGUGGGACGAGCUUAAGGAGAGGUUUUCAAAAGGAGAUUACUUCAAAAUCUCAGAUUUAUUGCAAGACAUACACUCAAUUAAGCAAGGAGAGCGUGGAGUCAGCCAGUUCUUCACUAACCUCAAGAUUUUGUGGGAAGAAUUGGAGUCUUUGAGACCAAUACCAGUCUGCACUUGUGAAAAUCCAUGUUGCUGUGACUUGUCUAAAGUUUCGUUGAAAUAUAGAGAAAUGGAGCAUGUGAUUUGCUUCUUGAAGGGUUUAAAUGAUUCUUAUAACACUGUUAAAACACAAAUUCUUUUAAUGGAUCCCUUACCAAAUGUUAAUCGUGUUUUCUCUUUGAUUAUCCAACAAGAAAGGCAGGAAAAACAUAAUACAGAAACCAAAAUUCUGGUUAACAUGGUUGAAAGAAGUAAUCAGUGGAAGCCUGAUCAAAGUUGGAGAAAUCAUGGACGUGGUACUGGAAUGCGUGGACAAGGCAAAGGAAGGGGAAGAAACCCAAAUUAUGGAAAGCAAUGCUCUUAUUGCAAUAAGAUGAAUCACACGGUUGAUGAGUGCUAUUCUAAGCACGGAUAUCCUCCAUGGUAUAAGAAGGAAGAUAAAAAGAGUGACUGGAACACUGUCAAUGCUUUUCAAAACAACAAUGACACUAAAAGCACUCUCAAGACUCAACAUCAGACUAACAACAGCUCUAAUCCCAAUCUCUUCACGCCAGAACAAAUGCAAAAACUUUAA